Messenger RNA from Exaiptasia diaphana, 4480 nucleotides. RefSeq names its product atrial natriuretic peptide receptor 2. Lineage: Eukaryota; Metazoa; Cnidaria; Anthozoa; Actiniaria; Aiptasiidae. The record is from RefSeq and is a predicted model, not a curated record. The transcript is spliced from 24 exons. The coding region runs from base 473 to 3988 and encodes 1171 amino acids. Gene Ontology annotation, molecular function: ATP binding; guanylate cyclase activity; peptide receptor activity. Gene Ontology annotation, biological process: receptor guanylyl cyclase signaling pathway; intracellular signal transduction; cGMP biosynthetic process.
GUAAUAUAGAAUACUCGUAAAUACAAGCUCAUUAACUCAAAUACAAAAGUUGAAUCGCGUUAAUUUUGAAUAUUGAAAAUAUUUCGAAGUCAARCAGGUGAAAUUCUUUUGGAGUCUCUUCGAUCAAGUAUCGUAAAGUUCCUGGGUCUGCUGGAGAGUAUUUCAGUCUAGAAUACAAGGGCUGAUAAGUGGACGAGACGACAAUAUAAGCUGGCCUUUGGAGUAUUUCUCAAAACACUGAUUCCAUCUUGUUCAGCGUGAUUUUAGAAGGGAAGCAGAUUUGAUUAUACACAAAUAGUAUUGGUUUAGACUGGGGUUUAACCUUUGAUGGUACAGUGGAACUCUAUUGUAACCUAACAACCAUCUUWACUAAUGCAGACGAACUUCAGUGGGUUUGGCGCUUCAUAAGUGCUCUUCAGGAGAAUAAGUAUUUGGAAUUUCUAUGUAGUGGAGUUUGGAAAUUUAGUUAAUCAUGUCAGCCUUGCGAAGACUAUCAAACGAAUCUAGUGUGCGACGAAUGCUCUUCCAUAGGUUGGUACUUCAUGGCUUCUUGGUAGUAUUGAUUUGUACUGUCACACAUCAGAAGGAGUUUAAGCUUGGACUGUUGAUCCCUUAUAAAACUGUAGCCCAGUUCAGUGGAGGCAAUUACUUUAAAGGAGAAAACUUUGCUGCAGCUAUGACUCUUGCCGUUCGUUAUGUCAAUGCACAGCCUAAUCUUUUACCCGGGCACAAUAUUUCCUUCACAUGGUUAGACACAAACUGCAACGAAUUGCGGACCAUAACUCACCAGUUUGAACUGAUAAACGAGAAAAUAUCAGCUAUUAUUGGCCCUGGUUGUUACUGCAAGACAGCCGCUAGGAAUGCAGCAGCUUUCAAUCUGCCCAUCAUAUCGUAUAUGUGCAGUAAUGCCGUGCUGUCAAAUAAAAAUUUGUAUCCUACAUUUAUGAGAACUUUUGCUGUGGACUCCAAAGUUUCUCCAAGUAUCAUAGCUUUGCUGAACACUUUUAAUUGGGACAGAGUCGCCAUACUGUAUGAGAAUUUAUCAAAAUGGAAAGAUCUUAAAGAUUUUUUAAAAAACCAAUUCAAGAAAAAUAACAUCUAUGUUGCCUAUGAGGAAGAAGUUCCACCAUUGAUUGACAUGACAAGUAUUGAAAAACUUCCAAAAUAUGAGAGAGAAUUGGCUGAUAAAAUGAAUGCUAUCAAGAAGAAAGCUAGAAUUGUUCUGUUUAUAUCAAGUUUUAACAUGGCCAGAGAGCUGAUCUAUAUUGCAAGUAAAGAAGGAUUAGCCAAUGGUGACUAUGUGCUCAUUGCACUGGAACUCAACCACUUAUACAUCAAGAAGAAAAAGAGAUUUCCUGAAGUUUGGUACUUUUCACUUGUGCCUAGAGAGGACAAGGCAGAUAAAGAAUUUGAUGUAAUUUUCAAAAGAGGUUUGAAAGCAGUACUUCUACUGGUUGUAAAAAGUGCCUCAGGAAACCGUGAGUACCAGCAAUUUGAGACCGAGUUGAAACGUACCACAAAGUUACCCCCUUUUAACAGCUCGGCGUAUGUGGACAAGAAGAAUAAUCUGGUACCAAUGCAAGGUGCAUUUCUAUAUGAUGCUGUCGUCCAGUAUGCUAUUGCUCUUAACAAGACUCUAAUGAGAAAUGAGACUCCUACAGGACAUGCCAUCUUUGACAAGAUGAAGGACCGCACUUAUCAUAGUAUACAAGGUUUUCAAGUUCACAUGGAUAAAAAUGGAGAUGCUGAAUUCAAUAUAUCAGUGUUAGCAUAUAGAAAGGGAACAUUCGGUGAAAAAGAAUUAAUUGAAACUGCUGACUUUCAAUUGCUAAACAAAAAUGAAACGAAGGUGAAACUGGUUUUUAGGAGUAAUGCUCCAUUUGUCUGGGCUGACGGUUCUACAACCCCGCCUAAAGAUGAACCUAAAUGUGGAUUUGAUGGGAAAUUAUGUCCAGACGACACCAAAAAGAAAGAUGAUAAUAUCACUAUCAUUGCUGCUGUGUCUGGUGCUUUGGCAUUUCUUGUUCUUUUGUUUAUUGCAAACUUCUACAGACAUUACAAAGCUGAAAGAGAAUUACAAAGUAGAUUUUGGAAGAUUGACUACAAUGAUCUUUGCUUUGAGCAUCGACGGGGAUCUAACACAUCCCUUGCAAGUGCAAUCAUUCAUCACAGAGAUCCUGAAGAUGAAGCUGGUAUACCAUUACUAGAGGAUGAUACGGGUGAAGGCAAAACCACAACAAUUGGCAAUUAUAAGGGUAACAUGGUUACUGUUGCUAAGUUACCAACACGAAGUAUUGACCUUACAAGAAAAGUAUUACUGGAACUUAAACAGAUGCGAGAUAUUCGACAUGACAAUCUUAAUCAAUUCAUUGGAGCUUGUGCAGAGCCUCCUAUCGUUUGUGUAGUGAUGCAGUACUGUUCAAGGGGUAGUCUACAGGAUAUUCUAGAAAACCCUGAUGUCAAAUUGGAUCACAUGUUCAUUGCUUCUCUUGUAGCAGACAUUGUUAAAGGUAUGGCGUAUCUACACAGUUCUGAUAUCCAUUCCCAUGGUAACCUGAAGUCAUCUAAUUGUCUGGUUGAYAGUCGAUGGGUUCUUAAGAUAACUGAUUAUGGUCUACCAACAUUUCGUGCUAAAGUAAAAAAGCCUACUGAUAAUUAUGCUCAUUAUAGAGAUCAACUGUGGGUUGCUCCAGAGCUGCUUCGAUCACCAAACCGUGAAAUCAGAGGAACACAAAAAGGAGAUGUUUACAGCUUUGCUAUUAUUCUCCAUGAAUUUCAUACAAGAGAAGGUCCUUACAGCAACACUGAACUUGAACCAAAAGAGAUAGUUCACAGGGUUAAAGAGAGAGAGUAUCCACCAUUCCGACCAACAGUAACUAAACUCAUUGGUGGAGUUGAAGAAUUAAAGGAACUCAUGGUCCAGUGUUGGGAGGAAGACCAUGAAACUCGGCCUGACUUUCAUGAUAUAAAGAAAAUUGUCCAUAAAUUGCUUAUACAAAAUGGAAUGAAAACCAACAUUUUUGAUAACAUAGUCUACAUGAUGGAGAAGUACGCAGACAACUUAGAGGAACUUGUGAUGGAAAGAACUGGGCAAUUGAUUGAAGAGAAGAAAAAGACUGACGCUUUGUUAGAGCGCAUGCUCCCACCAUCUGUCGCUGAACAGCUUAAGAAAGGAAAAGCAGUUGAAGCAGAAAGCUUUAAUGAAGUAUCAAUUUACUUCAGUGAUAUUGUAGGGUUUACUAGUCUGAGUGCUGAGAGCACGCCAAUGCAGGUCGUUGCGCUGCUGAAUGACUUAUACACUCUCUUCGAUGACAUUAUACGAGAGUACGAUGUAUACAAGGUUGAAACAAUAGGAGACGCUUAUAUGGUAGUCAGCGGUUUACCCAUAAGAAAUGGUUCCCGCCAUGCUGGAGAAAUAGCGCGCAUGUCGCUACAUUUAGUCGACGCUGUACAAAAUGUUUUUACUGUUCGACACAAACCGGGGUACAAGCUAAAACUACGCGUAGGAAUUCAUAGUGGUCCUGUUGUAGCUGGAGUAGUUGGCAACACAAUGCCUCGGUACUGUUUAUUUGGUGACACUGUUAACACAUCAUCACGAAUGGAGUCCAAUGGAGAACCUCUUCGUAUUCACAUCAGUUCACAAACCAAAGAAUUCCUAGAUCGACUCGGAGGUUUUAUUGUUGAAGAGCGAGGCGAAGUGUUCUUAAAGGGUAAAGGGAAUUGUGUAACGUACUGGUUGAUAGACGCAGCCAAGCGACGCCACUGCGGCAGCUUCAAAGAAAAAUCACUCCAUCCAAAUGGGAACCCUUAUUUGAGUUAUCUGACAGCACCUGGUCAAUUUGGUUCCACGGGCUCGCUGAAUGUUCGUAGAACAGAAUCAUUUAGGAAAACAAUCAAAGGAACGCCUUCGCCAAAGGCCAAGAAAAAAGUAUGGCAUAAAUUUGAUGUUGAAGAUGGUUCGGUUCCUGACGGACACACUGCUGUGUAGAAAUUAAACACGGGACUUUACUGGAUUUUUUUUAUCUUCUACCUGUGUGCUCCCCUGGAUUCCUGUGCUAUAUUUCUGCUAUGUGAAGAAUGUCCCUAUUGGAUUGUCGACGGUCGAACUGCCUCUACACAAAUACUUUGAUCAUUCGCGAAUCCGUAACAAUUCUAGACAACAUUUAGUAGAAUAUAAUUAAAUAGAAUCACUCUGUGUUCUGACGGUCAGAAUGGCAACCAAUCGAGGCUGGUUGGAAAAAGUGAGGCUCGAUUGCGUGGUAUUUCGAAAUCAGUGGCGAGAAUAUGAAACUUAAGAAGCUGUAAAUAGUAAGGCCCCGUGGCAUUAUGGGCUAAUUCUGAGUUAAUGACGUGGGCAGUCACAUGACAUGUGACUAUUUUAUGUAAAAUAGAAUUUAAUUUGUACACUAUGUUUGGCGAGAUUGUAUUAUAUACAUCAUAUAUAUAUAUAAACGAUGUACAAAUCUGGUACGAAAUAACA